This is a messenger RNA of Mercurialis annua (annual mercury), 2134 nucleotides long. RefSeq names its product 12-oxophytodienoate reductase 3-like. The coding region runs from base 774 to 1946 and encodes 390 amino acids. Gene Ontology annotation, cellular component: peroxisome. Lineage: Eukaryota; Viridiplantae; Streptophyta; Magnoliopsida; Malpighiales; Euphorbiaceae. The record is from RefSeq and is a predicted model, not a curated record. Gene Ontology annotation, biological process: oxylipin biosynthetic process; jasmonic acid biosynthetic process. Gene Ontology annotation, molecular function: oxidoreductase activity; FMN binding. The transcript is spliced from 5 exons.
UACCUUUUAAAUUAUUGAUUCAUAAUGAUUCAAUUUUUUUUUUUAAAAUUUAGAAAUAUUAUAAUAAACUAAUUUUAGACUAUUAUUUGGUGAUGGCCGUCUCCUCCUAACAAACUUUCGGGUGAUGUUCACUGCUUGGUGUUGACUGAUAACAGUUUGGUGGUCGUGUUUUAGAGAGGGAGUCGAAUGCAAUAUUUAUGGAACAUAUCGAAGCUAAAUAUUCCGCCAAAAACCUAGAAAUGAAUUUCAUCUUGUGUUUAGCUUUUGUUUUCAAUUACUAUUAAUAAAGUUGUAAGAAAAUUUAGAAAUGUAUCUAUUUGAGAUAUUGGUAGAGUUUUAUUAACCAGUUAUUUUAGAGAUGGUUUUUCUUCUCUGUAUACCUUUUCACUAAAUAAUUGGUUUUGAAAAGUAUUUUUAGAGUUUCCAUGCUAGGGAGUCGAAGAAGUAGAAAAAUACAAACACCGUCUAUAUUUAGAUUAUGUAGACAGAAGUGGCCACCGUCGUCUAUUUCUUAUCUAAUGCGUUUUAUAUUAUUUUUGAGUUCUUUCGUGUAUAAUUUUAGAAAGAUUUUUUAUUAAGAUUAUUGAGAUUAAGUUUUCUUUUAAUAUACUAUUACUGUUUUGCAUACAACGUAUAAAUUUCUAUUAAUAAAAAAAAUAAUUUCUAAAAAUAUUAUUACUAUAUAUUUCAACUAUAAUGUAUAAAUAAAAAAAAUUAUUUCUAAAAUACGAGGACCCUAUAAAAAGAAGAAGCAAUAACUUAGGUACCAUACCAUGAGAGAGCUGCAAUCUUGUUCAAUAAUGGUUGAAACACAACAAAAUGAGACCUCACUUUUUUCUCCAUACAACAUGGGCUGCAACUUUAACCUCUCUCACAGGGUGGUUCUUGCGCCCAUGACAAGAUGCAGAGCUAUAAAUGGGAUACCAAUAGAUGCAAUGACUCAGUAUUAUAUGCAGAGAUCAACUCCUGGUGGACUUAUCAUCACUGAAGGCACUCUUAUUUCGCCUACUGCCCUUGGGUAUCCUAAUGUGCCUGGGAUAUACUCAGAUGAGCAAGUGGAAGCAUGGGAGAAAGUGGUGGAUGGUGUUCAUGCUAAAGGAAGCUUCAUUUUCUGCCAGUUGUGGCAUGUGGGUCGUGCAUCGCACCAUGACUAUCAGCCUGAGGGAGCUGCACCAAUAUCAUCAACAAGCAAGCCCAUUUCAGACAAGUUCCAAAUUCUGCUGCCAGAUGGAACUUUCAGUACUCACUCCAAGCCGCGGCCAUUGGAGGUCUCUGAGAUACCAAUGGUGGUCGAUCAUUAUCGACAGGCGGCCUUAAAUGCCAUUCGAGCAGGUUUUGAUGGAGUGGAGAUCCAUGGAGCUUUCGGUUACAUCAUAGACCAAUUCUUGAAAGACGGGAUCAAUGACCGGACAGACAAAUACGGAGGAUCCAUUGAAAACCGAUGCAGAUUCAUGACAGAGAUUGUUGAAGCAGUAGUUUCCGCAGUAGGAAUCCAACGAGUUGGUUUUAAAAUGUCACCAUCAAUUACUUAUAAUGAUGCUAUUGAUUCUGAUCCGCUCAAAUUAGGCCUAGCAAUAAUCGAAAGGCUUAACGAGCUCCAAUCCAAACUCGGCUCCAAACUCGCUUUCCUCCAAGUUCAGACAGAGUAUGGUGAUGAAGACGAUGAGCAAGUUGAGUUGCUGAGAGCUUGGAGAAGGGCAUUUGAUGGAACUUUUAUGGGCAGUGGUGGAUUCACUAGAGAACUUGGGAUGAAAGCUGUUAGCAGUGGCGAUGUCGAUUUGGUGUCUUACGGUCGAUUGUUUGUGGCAAAUCCUGAUUUGGUGUUGAGAUUUAAACUUAAAAGUUAUCUGAAUAAUUAUGACAGAGAAACUUUUUACACAAGUGAUCCUGUUGUUGGGUACAUAGACUACCCUUUUCUGAAUCAAAUUGAUGGGAAGGAUGAGUAAUAAGUUUGAAUCAAAUCUUCUGGAAUCAAGGAUACUUACUUAAGAUGUGCGGGAAAUUCUUAUAUAUAUCGUAAAUAUUACUUCAAAUUGUUGAUGCUACACAUUUGACAUACAUCACUUUGUUUGUAGCAAAAUUCUAGCUAUUGAAUGUACUAAAUUCAUGAAUAAGACUCUUUUUCCCGAUCAAA